GAAGCGCGCGCGCUGGUAAAUAGGAAAUGACAAGCAGCACAUGGAACUGUAACUACAGCCAACAGCAGUUACACAUUAAGGUUUUGUGGGCAGUGCUCCCUUCACAGCAACGCCCCCGCGCGCACAGCGCGAGCGUUUCUACUACAAGAGUGGGGCGGUCUGGUGUUCAGAUGACUUGAACUUGGUAUGCUGUUUGUAUGCUUAGAGGAUCUGUUGAAUCCAUUAAUCCAUUUAGAUGCUAUAAAUGGAAUUCUUGUGAGGGAAAAAGGAUGGAAAAGUCGGACGCAUGCGAUCCAUACAGCCGACCCGCGCGCAGGACACAAUGGAUAGUGAGCACUCUGGCGUAUCAUUACGGACUAGACCGUGGAGUGGAAAACGAAAUUAUAGUCCUCGCAACCGGGCUGGAUCAAUACCUCCAAGAGAUAUUUCAUCACCUAGACUGUCAGGGAGAUGGUAAAAUCCCAGCCGAGGAUUUUAACAUUCUUUGCGAGAUUUUAGGACUCAGUAAAGAGAGUGAUCUGGAGGAGUGCGCGGGGAUAUUGGAUAAUCUACCCAAAGAGUUCAGCUUCAGGCAGUUUCACGCAAAACUCUGCGGUCAUUUCAGUACCAAAGCUGGUUGCCAGUAUGAGAAUGGGAGGUUGUUGGUUGGCAAGGAGAGCGAGCAUAUAGAGACGCAGAUCAGACUCAGGAGCCCCUUGAGGCGGCGCAAGAAGCUUCUGUCUUUGGGUACCAGCGUGAAGCGAGAAAGCGAAGAGCCUACUUCUCCCACUGUGGACAGACACGCGUCAGGUUGUAGGCAGCUGGGCUCCUGCACCAGGGAGUGCUACGAGGAAAUCGUGGCCCUCGAGGAGGCUGAGGACAGGAUAGCCAAACUUGAGGAGGAAAAUGCAAGUCUCAGGGAGUUGGUGGAAGACAUGCGUGCGGCUCUUCAAAGCAGUGAUGCUCGCUCGCUGGCCUUACAGGUGGGCCUGUGGAAAAGUCACUCGAAACAUAAACCAGAGGGUGGCUGUUUCAUCGCCCACCAAAGGCGAGCAGCUCAGAAACCCAACAUUUCUGGAAACCUGAAGGACAUCCAGAGUUUCCUGAGAGAAGUGGAGUACAUCCGGAGUUCCCGGGAUGGACAGAUCGAGGAAGCCAUGUUCUUCAACCAGAAGCUGGAGCAGGAGCUGCGAGUUUCACGUGAGACCAUGCUGUUGCUGGAGGAAUGUAACAGGACUCUAAAGAAGGAGCAGGCUGUGAUGAGAAAAAGAGUGGAGGAAGCCAGACAAGCUGUGCUCAGUGGCCUCAAGAAAGUGAAGGAGCUGGAAACCAAAGCCAGUCAUGUGCCUGUUCUGCAAAGGCACAUUGAGCAGCUAGAGAUGGAGCUUCUGUUCUACAGAACUGAAGUGUCUAAAACAUCGGUUCCAUUCAUCAACAAACCAGACAGACGGUAUAAUGGGGCCAGUCAGACUGCGCCACGCUGUUGCCUGGACACAGAGCAGGAUCGACGCUCUCCGACGGGACGUGCCGAGACUGUGCCUGACACUAUGGAGGAGCAGCUUUUCCGUUCAGUGGAGGGUCAGGCGGCGUCUGAUGAAGAGGAAGAAAGAUGGACCGGAGAGCAACAGAGACAAGUGGACGAGGUGAAGCGAAUCCUCACCAGACUGUCCUGCUGUGGAGACAGGUGUGAUGAGAAAGCAGUGAAGAAGCUGCUGUCUCAUUUCAACGACUCGCGCACAGAGGAGAGUCAGACGGCUGUGCUAGAGCUGCUGGAGAGAGUCAUACGACUCAACAAACAACUAGAACUGAAAGAGAGUCAGACCAAGAGGGCAGAAAUGGACACUGACCAGAUGAGGGACGCCCUGGUCCAGGAGCUACAACAGAAGGCCGAGGAGACGGAGCUGCUCCACCUGGAGCUGCAGAUGUUGGAGACGGAGCGGGUGCGUUUGUCUCUGGUGGAGGAGAAACUGAUGGAUGUGCUACAGCUUCUGCAGCAGCUGCGAGAGCUGAAUGUCUCAAGAAGAUCUUUAGGAAAGAUUUUGCUCAGCACAUUGGAGUCCUGCAGUGAUCCUCAGCAUGGAAAAGCGCAUAUCUUGGAGGUGCUCAAUGCUCUUUGUCAUGAACUGGCUGCGUGUGAGAUCCUCUCUAAUGGUGACAAGAUAGAGAGAGCACAGAGCCACCAGUCUCUCACCAACUCACUGCUCAUCUCCUGCUAGACAUUACUGCCACCUGAUGGCCACAGGAUGCUACAGACUCUUAAAGAAACUUCUAACUAGCCACGUUGGAAAAUGGGACCAAAAUUAUCCAUGUCUUUGUGUUUAUAUUUCUGUGUAUAUUAGUGUAAAUCAUUUAGCACAUUAUCAUGAUGUGACUUCUUUUAAAGCUACUUUUUGAGAUUUUCCUUUUGCAAUGUCAUACAUUGUUGGUCAGUAUUAUCUUAAAAUACAUGCACAUUAUACAAUAGUGUUCUUUACAGCUUCAUCGUGUGGUACUGAACUACCUGAUCAUACAGAAACUCUCAGGUAUAGAUUAUGUAAAGCUCAAUAUAUCAAGACUAGUUCAAAGGAAAACAUCUAUACUACUAACAGUUAUUACAGUUACAGAUGUUAAAUAAUUUAGAAAAUAAAGCAUUCGCCAUAUCUCAAACACAGACGGGACAGCUGUUGUUGAGAAAUAAAUUUAUGCAUUUUUUAUUGUUUCAAAAUUUUAACUGUAAACGUCAAUUGUCUUUUAGCACUUCUGGGCAGUUUUGUUGCUCUUUAAGGAUGAUUUUUAUCCAUGAUUUGCAUGAAACAAAAUAUAUAGUAUUAGAAAAACAUUACUGUCUCAUAAUUGUCAGUGUCUGUGCCUCUCUCCCAUAUCUCCAGAUAUAUAUAUAUAUACACACAUAUGUAUGUAUGUAUGUAUAGUAGUAGACCUUCUUCAGUCAUUGCCGACUAUGGAAGAGUGCAUGUAUGUGUGUGUGUGUGUGUGUGUGUGUGUGUGUGUGUGUAUAUAUACACACACACACAUAUAUAUAUAUA
Messenger RNA from Onychostoma macrolepis, 3002 nucleotides. It is a transcript of the gene efcc1, whose product is annotated as EF-hand and coiled-coil domain containing 1. NCBI's taxonomy places the organism in Eukaryota, Metazoa, Chordata, Actinopteri, Cypriniformes, Cyprinidae. Bases 198 to 2195 code for a protein of 665 amino acids. Gene Ontology annotation, molecular function: calcium ion binding. The record is from RefSeq and is a predicted model, not a curated record. The transcript has 9 exons.